AUGGUGCCUAUCACAGCGACGGAACCAGCCCUCGUUUGGGACUACAAGACUCUCAGCGAGUUCCGCCACGUCUUAAAGCAAGAAGACCCAGUUAUCCUGUCGGUCGAUUUCGAGAAUAUCGACCACCUCUCCGGGCCCGGCAUCACUCAGUAUCAGAAGAUGUCGGAGCUCGGGGUGGCGGUUUACGACACCAGAAAUCGACCAUCAACAAGCGGCCGCCCCAGUCCCACCGAUGGCAGCAACAGCCGCCUGGAAAGCCUUACCAAACUCAUCGUCUCGGAGCACAUCAUCACCGAAGAGUUCCGGGACAAAACAGAGGAGACUUGCGAGGCGCCCUACCAUCGCCACGCCCACUUGGACCCUGGCCGUGCUCACCACGCAAGGCCAUACCACUGUCGCUUUGUCGACUCGACUUUCCUCACGAAAGCCGAGACCAUGGGACGCCUUGCUGAAAUCGUCAAGGGCCUUUCAACCCAAAAUUUGACGGACCAGGAGAAGGCCGCGGGUAUAACCCGCAACAUCAAGGUCAUUGUGUGGGACUCACAUUGCGAGGAGUCCACAUUCUACCAUGGUGGCCUUGAUCUGGCAGCUCUGUGCCCCAGUAUCGAGUUGUGGGAUAUCCAAAUCUGGUAUCCCUUCCGUGCUCGGUUCCACGACAACCCAAACACAAGGAACGCAAAGACCAAGGGUGAAAAGGCCUUCAGCUCCUUGGGCGCUUUGGGUGAGGGGCUUCCGUUGCACAAUGGGUGUAAUGACACUGUCGUCCAGUUGAUUGCCUUCUUGCGAUUCAUGCUGAUGACCGAAGCCGAAUGGGUUACUUGGUUCGACGAUAAGGCAGACCUUCCCCCUAUCACAUUCGAGUGGGUUGAUCCGGCCAUCUACCAGAGGAACUUGGCAAUGGCGCCUACUCAGAAGCCAAAGGCAAAGGGCAGAGGGAAGGGCAAGACAUACCAAAGACGUGGACGAAACAACUGGGAGCAUCAAAGGCAAGACCAAACCACCUCUUGGCAGCCGGCCCAGGCCGAGUGUGAUACUUCUUCCAACUCGACGUCCAGACUCCUUGUGAAUAACAUGGCGAAGUUGGACCUCGAACCACCGGCAUCAACACCAAGCGACAGCUCCGGCACUGGGUGGUCGGAGGGCAUGGAGGGAUUCGACGACUGGAGCCAGAGUUCCAAGGACAGCUCGGGUGACAACACGGGCAGUGGUUGGCCAGAUGAGAUGGACAGCCUAGGUCAGGACAAUGACUGUGAGGAUGGAAUGGACAACGCUGAGGAUAACAAUUUAGAACGUGGUUGGCCGAACAGGGAAGACACUGGAGAAGAGCACGAGCACUCCGAUGUCACCGUCAAGGCCCUCAAUUCGAACCACAACGACUGGUCCCACAGGGCUCCGAGAAGGAACAAAAGAGGACGCAGAAAAAAGUUUGUGGAGGACGUCGAAUGGGCUUUGUAA
Molecule: messenger RNA, 1455 nt
Organism: Neurospora crassa OR74A
Lineage: Eukaryota; Fungi; Ascomycota; Sordariomycetes; Sordariales; Sordariaceae
Exons: 1
Coding region: 1-1455 (484 amino acids)
Source: RefSeq, a predicted model, not a curated record